Volvox carteri f. nagariensis is the source of this 1443-nucleotide messenger RNA. RefSeq lists its product as uncharacterized. The transcript is spliced from 12 exons. Lineage: Eukaryota; Viridiplantae; Chlorophyta; Chlorophyceae; Chlamydomonadales; Volvocaceae. The record is from RefSeq and is a predicted model, not a curated record. Bases 1 to 1443 code for a protein of 480 amino acids.
AUGGCAGGGACAGGCGCUGUCCCUACUGCGAAGCCCCCAUCGGUGCUGUCGUCGCCGUCGCCAACAAAGAUGCCGCCUCCGAGACCACCGCCACCACAACCACCAGCAAUCGCAAGGACAUUGCAGGGUCGGCUAGUGCGCUGGAUGACAUAUCCCAACCCUAGUGGUGGGUUGUGGAUGCUAAAUACGAUAGACGGCACAAGCUACCGCCUCCCGGCACAGCCGGUCGACUCCGCCACGGGCGUGCUGAUUGCGGCGGGCGCCUCGGUGACGCUGACUUGCUACGCGUCGAGCACGCAAAGGAACGUGUGUCUGAGUAUCGCCAACGCAAGGGCUCCUUUCGUUGCCGCAUCAACGCAAUCGACGGCAAAUGCCGCGCUGCGAGUGCUCGUGAUGGUGGUCAGCAUAAGUACGUCAUCUCUGUCCUGCCCCGCUCGACCGGCGGGAACUACUGUGCAAGAUGUGCAGAACGCCUUUUUAGCGCCCAACGGCUCCGCGGAAUUUUUCAGGAACUGCAGCUAUGGCCAAAUGGUGCUUGAUCGGCAGGCGUUGAAGGUCGUCUCUACCGUAGUGCCCUGUUCGGCGUCAUUUUUGAGUUGUGACGAGGACGCGAUCGCGAAUGCAACGUUGUCCAACUUGCCUGCAGGUAUACAGCCUGAGAUGUUUACACACUUUGUGCACGUGAUGCCGAAAGACUUCCUCUCCAUAUGUGGCUACUUUGUUCGAGCUGAAUUGCUGGGAAGCAGGAGCUGGCUAACCGCAGACUUGCCGAACCAGGGUAUUCAUUUUUCAGCUUCUCGGCAUGAUGCUAAAAAGUACACCCCAAGUGGAUUGAUCCUUGCGGAAGGAAAGGGUAUAUUCGACAAGGGAUCAGUGAUGCAGGGAUUGCUGAUCAAUUAUGGACUUUAUCCUGCAUAUAGUGGCGGCGAGCUCUUCAACGAUAGUUCAACUGCCAUGGGCGACGGCCGCAGCUGCCCCUCUGCCCCAGAGCUGUCCAGUUUGGGCUGGGCAACUCCGCUAGCACAGCUCAACUCCUCAAAUUUCCGAGAGAAGGUUUAUCAGCCCUAUACGCUGCGAGCCACGUACCUGGGACCUGCGAAGGUUAUGAUCAAGAUUCAACCGGACUGGCUCAAGUCAUACACCAAGAACUUAUACCUCGCAUUGAGAGUCAAGGCCGCAGGCGACCUCGACCUCAAUGACCAAUUCAGCGGAAAGCUCAACAUCCACGAAGUCAACAAGAACAUCGACAACUUGCCAGUAGCCACCUCCGAUAACCCAGAGCGGAGUUUCCUCCAAGUAGUCGGCCCACGCAGUUUCGCGAUACUGAGCGAGUACAACAUGAUCAUCCUGGUAGGAGAUCUGGUAGACUCUGGCACUGCCAUAUUCCUCAAGAUCUGUCGCUUCACGUUUGGCUCCUACGAGUGUGUGGACAGCCCACCGUGA